Molecule: messenger RNA, 909 nt
Organism: Toxoplasma gondii ME49
Lineage: Eukaryota; Apicomplexa; Conoidasida; Eucoccidiorida; Sarcocystidae
Product: coatomer gamma subunit
Exons: 5
Coding region: 1-909 (302 amino acids)
Biological process (GO): organelle transport along microtubule; intra-Golgi vesicle-mediated transport; intracellular protein transport
Cellular component (GO): Golgi membrane; endoplasmic reticulum; endoplasmic reticulum-Golgi intermediate compartment
Source: RefSeq, a predicted model, not a curated record
AUGGGAUAUGACGACAUUGUUUGUCACUUCCAGGCAAUUGUCGAUAGAAAUUCAGCUGUUGCAUCAGCAGCUCUUGUUUCAUCAUUUCAUCUGCUUCGGAAGAAUCCGGAGGUGGUACGUCGUUGGGCGAAUGAGGUGCAGGAAGCUGUUUCGUCAGAUUGCAAUAUGGUCCAAUUUCAUGCUCUCGGCUUGUUAUACCAUAUUCGUAGCGGCGAUCGUUUGGCAGUGAAUAAAUUGGUUCAAAAAUGGAGUAAAUCAUCACUACGUUCUCCUUUUGCAACAUGCUAUCUCAUUCGACUUGCUACCAAACUUAUCGAAGAUGAUGAAGCGGGAACAGAAAGUCCCUUCUUCCAGUUCAUUGAAUCAUGCCUCCGUCAUAAAUGUGAAAUGGUUAUCUAUGAAGCUGCUUCUGCGAUAGUUCGGUUGCCACGAACAACUUCAUCGGAAUUGUCGCCAGCUAUUUCAGUGUUGCAACUUUUCUGUUCAUCUCCGAAACCAGCACUGCGGUUUGCCGCUGUUCGGACUUUGAAUAAGGUGUCAGUGAAACAUCCGCAAGCAGUAACGUCGUGUAAUGUUGAUUUGGAACAAUUGAUAACAGAUCAGAAUCGUUCAAUAGCAACACUUGCAAUCACAACUCUUCUCAAAACUGGAGCAGAAUCAUCAGUGGAAAGAUUAAUGAAACAAAUUAGCACAUUUGUGAAUGAAAUAAGUGAUGAAUUUAAGGUAGUGGUGAUUGAAGCAAUCCGUUCACUAUGUUCUCGUUAUCCACGUAAGCACUCGACUCUUAUGUCAUUUUUGGCUACAAUGUUACGCGAUGAUGGUGGUUUCGACUAUAAGAAAAGCAUUGUUGAUACUAUUAUUGCUAUAAUUGCUGAGAACUCAGAUGCAAAGGAAGCAGGUACUAUAUAA